CCUGAUGCUUCUCUCGUGUCUUGGUUCCUCCUCUUCCUCCAUAGCUCUGUGUGGUGAUGAUCUUUUUGGUGUCAGUGAUCAUGUACCGUGGGAUUGUCAGCACCGCAAUGUAUCACACUGGGAACAGAGUUCUGAUGACGCAGGCAGGUAACAUUGCGAAUAUCAGCAGCUCCAUGGUGAACUUGGUGCUCAUCCUUCUCAUGAGUCAGGUCUACACUUCCUUGGCUGAGAAACUUACCAGAUGGGAAAUGCACCGGACUCAAACACAGCACGAGGAUGCCUUCACCUUCAAAGUUUUCAUUUUCCAGUUUGUGAACUUCUAUUCGUCGCCUUUCUACGUGGCUUUCUUCAAAGGCAGGUUUGUAGGCUACCCUGGUCAAUACGGACAGCUCCUGGGCAUGAGGAAUGAAGAUGUAAGUACAAUGCAGCAGCGAGUCCUUGCGCAUGCUGGCACUUAUAGCAAUAGCAGUUAG
Molecule: messenger RNA, 473 nt
Organism: Thamnophis sirtalis
Lineage: Eukaryota; Metazoa; Chordata; Lepidosauria; Squamata; Natricidae
Source: RefSeq, a predicted model, not a curated record